UGCAAACGUAAUUAUCCAACAAAUAUUUAACAUAUAAAUAAAUUUAAACCGGCUUCAAAUAAGUAGUUGCUUAUAAAAAUGCAACAUUGUAUUUUACAGAGCCUAUAGAAAAAAUCUGCUCAAAUUAUAUCGAUUUGUAACAAGAUUAAAUUUGUGAUAGCUGCUGAUUCUGAUAGUUAAAAGCAUAUUUACAAUAUGGCUCUAGCUGGGAAAUACGUCCACGUAAAAGAUGAAGGUUUUGACGACUUUUUGCGCUCGCAAGAGGUUAGCGAACAAAUAAUCCAGAAUAGAAAGAAGGAUUCGGAACUGGAGAUUCAAGUGAACGGUAAUAAUGUUACAAUAAAACAUAUUUUGAGUGAUGGAAAUAUUAGAAAAAUUGAAUUUGAAAUUGGAAAGGAAUUUGAUGAAAAGAUGGGAGAUCAUCCACAUAAGAGUUUAGCUUCUCUUGAAGGCAACAUCCUUACCAUUUCUUCAAAAUCAACAAUAAGUUCCAAAUCUGUAACUAAAACAUAUGUACCAUCAGCAAAUGGAUUAGAAGUUAUUCAUAAAUCCGCCAAAGGCGAAGGCAAAAUAAUAUUCAAACGGCAAUAGAAUGAACUAUUUUAUAAAAUAAUGAUGCAAUUUAUUUGUUAUCCAUUUCCUACGAUGGCUUGUUUGUACUCAAAUAUUUAAAAAUAAAAGAUAGAAUCAGAAA
Molecule: messenger RNA, 694 nt
Organism: Diorhabda carinulata
Lineage: Eukaryota; Metazoa; Arthropoda; Insecta; Coleoptera; Chrysomelidae
Product: gastrotropin-like
Exons: 4
Coding region: 196-591 (131 amino acids)
Biological process (GO): fatty acid transport
Cellular component (GO): cytosol; nucleus
Molecular function (GO): fatty acid binding
Source: RefSeq, a predicted model, not a curated record